UCAAAAGUGUAACAUUGAAGUCCAGCUUAAGUUAGCCUACCGAAGGAUCCGAUCAUAUAUCGGGUCGGGUUUGAGGUCGCCUUAAAUUAUCGGAAAUGCAGCUCCGGCGCCCCAGUAAUUGAAAACUAAGUACUGUACACACAAGCAACUCUCUCUCUCUCUCUCUCUCUCUCUCUCUCUCUCAACUCCCCCCUCCCCUCUCUCUCCUUUCUGGUGAUCCAAUAUUAAACUACCGCGCACAAUCUUAUCCAUUCCCCUGAUUAGAGUUGAAUUUUCACUACCGAUCGAAAAACAAUCGAUCAGGGGACACAAAAAAGCAAGUUGCUCAACAUAAUCAAUUUUGAAUGAUGAUCUGGAGAGGAAGGAUAUAUCGGAGGAAGGGAUAAUUGAUCGGUUGAUUUUUAUGGGAUUUCUUUUAUAGUUUCUGACUUGUGCAUAACGUAUGAGAUUAUAUUUGCUACUUAAUUUGGUUACCAUAUGGUGAUUUUUCAUUUUGUUAUGUGCGUUUGAAAGUCUAUUGAUUACAUAUGAAUAGUUGUCGAGCAGGGCAGUGAAGUAGUUAAAGAGAUUUAGAUAAUCAGAAAUGAAUGUGUGGAAGAGCUCAGGAACUGUUUAGAUUUCCUUUCUUUUGAUGUUGGAGUAUAAUUUUAGGGGCCAUACAGGAAAAUAUGGGAAAUUUGGCCGUAAUUAUUUAGAUAGCAAAGCAUUUUUUAUUCUUCUCGAUUGAAUCGGGAAGGUUGCAUAAACUACUCUGAUGCAACAGCUAAAUAGGUCUACUGACAUUGCUGAAGCCAUGACUGGCGGGCCGCCUGGCAUCAAUAGUCAUUGUGCUCAGCAAGUUUCAUUGGACACUUUACCCAGAAAUGGUCCGCCAAUAAAGAAACAAGUAAAUAAUAUAUCUAUUCAGACUGGAGAGGAGUUCUCCAUGAAAUUUCUUCAAGAAUGUGCUGCUUCUAGAGUUAUUACUGAAGCGCCUGGUGUCACUCCCAGCUAUGAGGAGAAUGUCGGUUUUCCAGAUGUCCAGGAUCGCCAAAUGGUUUAUGAGGAGCUUGCAAGAGUUCUUGGUUUGGCAAGAAUGGAUUCUGAAUGUGGUUCUGACAUUACAGAAUAUGCUUCUGCAAAAGGAUCUACUUCACAGAUUGAUGCUGGAGUUCAUGUAAGUAAUGAAAGCUUGCAUUACAUGAAUAUUAGUGCUAAUGGACACAAACCCAGCAAGUCGACAUCAGAAGUGUGCAAUGACGAGGCUAGUUUAGUGUCCACUGUUCCACUAUUAAGUCAAUCAGAUUCAUCUAGAUCAUUAUGUUCUGAUGGUUCUCAGUCUGGGAAGCUAAAGAUCCUGUGCAGUUUUGGUGGUAAAAUAUUGCCCCGACCAAGUGAUGGGAAACUCAGGUAUGUGGGAGGAGAGACACGCAUAAUCUCCAUAAGUAAGAAUCCUUCAUGGGAGGAAUUAAUGAAGAAAAUAGCUGGAAUGUGCAAUCAGCCGUACUCAAUCAAGUAUCAGCUUCCAGGGGAGGAUCUUGAUGCCCUUAUAUCCGUGUCUUCUGAUGAGGACAUGCAGAAUAUGAUUGAUGAAUAUUAUGGGAUUGACAAGCCUGAGGGUUCUCAACGACUUCGUAUCUUUUUGAUUCCUUUGGUCGAAUUGGAAACCCCUGUUGCCGUUGAUGCCAACAUUACUCAGCAGAGUGACACAAACUAUCAGUAUGUUGUUGCUGUAAAUGGCAUGGUUGAAACUGAUCAUAAUCCCCAGAAAUACGCUGGGCAAUCUUCUGCUGGUGAAAUGGACCAUUUGAUGCCUAAUGCAGAAAGUAAUUCAAGGAAUGACAAAAUCUUCCCCUUCCCCUUACAUCCUUUGGAGAUCAAGGAAACCCUCGCCGACAAGUCGCAAAAUUUUAUUAGGUUUCCUUCAUCAACGCCAUUUCCUGUUCAGCAAGCUGAUAUGAGUCAUAUGACAAAUGUCAAGACAAUACCACUUCCACCAGAAGAGUCCAUUGGCUACAGCACUUCUAGUUAUCACACCCCUCAGGUGGCUGUAAAUUCGAUGAAGUCACACAAUCCAAUCCAUCAAAAUGACACUGUCCAACCAAAUAUGAUGGCUCAAUUGAUUUUAGAAGGAGAAAAUUUGGGUCCUCAAAGAGUGGAGCACAGUAAUAGAAACAUUGUGUUAUGCUCUCAGGAGGGGAUUCCCAUUGUGGAAAAUACAUUUAAUUCUGAAACUUCUCCUCCUCGACCUGAUAAUUUGGUGGAACUAUUGCCUGCAUCUAUUGACCCAGUUAGUUAUCAUGGAAUCCCUCAUGCCUUUUCUGAUUCCAAGCUUCAGGAACAGGGAGAAAAAUCUGUUUGGCCUUCUCAGGAAGAUAUGACACGCUCAUUUUCAUUGAACUUGGUAAGACAUCAAUCAUCCUUUUACGAAGUAUCUGCUGCUUUUUCAGAAAAGCCUGUACAGUUGCAUGGGAAUGCUGACUUUCUUAAUACUGAGCUCCAAAGUAUGGCAUUCCUUGCGGAGACAACUACUCCUGUCUCAGUAAUGGCAUCACAUCAAAAUUCAAAGUUGAAAAAUUUGGAUGAUCAAUGUGCAUCAAGUGUUGAAUCACUGAAUAAACUUGAUGCUAGCCAUCAUCUUUUUGUCAGUGGCAACUUACCUGUGAUUUCCAAGGAGCUGACACAGGGAUUGAAGAAUGUUAACCUUGAACCUGUCCCCUGCAUUGACCUUGAGUUACCAAAGGAACAAUCGCAGGUCUGCAAUAGUUUGGCCCCUGCCUCAUCCUUGGUCGACAUGCCACGAUCAAAGGUUUUGGAGUUGAAGGAAAUCAAUUAUUUUGGGAAAACCUCAAAGGGUGACCUAGAUAGCUAUUCAUCUUGGGCCAAUAACUCAGAAGUUGCGGGACUUGUCCAUAGCUCUCAACAACUGUCACAUGAUAAUGGCUUAGUCUUACCUCAGACCAUUUCCCAUAAACCUAUUGAGGAUUUAGUCGAUAUUGGUUGUCAAGUACCUGAGGUUAGAUGGCAUGAAAAUUUGGUUGAAAAUGCAGGCUGGAGCAGGACUCCUCACACCUCUGCUUUGUUCAAGGGAGAAGUUUCCCUCUUUGAUGAUCUGUCCCAUUAUGCCGAUCACAGAGUUGAAAAUCUGGAUUGUAUCAGAAAUUCUGAUGAGCUUCAAAAAUCAAAAGAUAGCCAGGCGGUUAAUAGAGUCAAGCAGGUUCUACAGAAACCGGUCAAUUAUAAUGCACCACCUGCUGAAAUGCCACCCUCCACUGUUCCAGUAAUUUCAGUUGCUGCUAAUGUGAAGAUACUCUCCCCCUUUGCAGAACCAGAAAAUGCUUCACCUGAUUUGGACUCUCAGGAUGUCAAUGCUGACAGUCUCGAUGAUGAAUUGUUCAGUGAUGCAAUGAUAGCUGAAAUGGAAGCAGAUAUUUAUGGUCUUCAGAUAAUUAAAAAUGCUGAUCUUGAAGAAUUGCGAGAGUUGGGUUCUGGUACAUUUGGGACAGUGUACUAUGGUAAAUGGCGAGGAACAGAUGUUGCCAUUAAGAGAAUAAAGAAAACUUGUUUCUCUGGUAGAUUAUCGGAGCAAGAACGUUUGGCAAAAGACUUCUGGCGAGAAGCUUGUAUCCUAUCAAAUUUGCACCAUCCAAAUGUUGUUGCAUUUUACGGGGUGGUGCCAGAUGGUGCAGGAGGAACUUUGGCAACUGUAGCUGAAUUCAUGGCAAAUGGAUCACUUAGGACGGCUCUAGUUCGAAAGGACAAAUCACUUGAUCAUCGUAAAAAGCUUAUAAUCGCCAUGGAUGCAGCAUUUGGCAUGGAAUACUUGCAUUCAAAAAAUAUUGUCCACUUCGAUUUGAAAUGUGACAAUUUGUUAGUUAAUUUGAGAGAUCCUGAACGACCUAUAUGCAAGGUAGGAGAUUUUGGACUUUCAAGAAUUAAACACAAUACUCUGGUAUCUGGUGGUGUUCGAGGAACACUUCCGUGGAUGGCACCAGAAUUGUUGAAUGGAAGUACUAAUCGGGUAUCUGAAAAGGUUGAUGUGUUCUCAUUUGGCAUAGUAUUGUGGGAGAUUCUGACUGGUGAGGAACCUUACGCGAAUAUGCAUUGUGGCGCUAUCAUUGGAGGCAUCGUUAAGAAUACCCUUCGCCCUUCAAUUCCUGAGUGGUGUGAUCCUGAGUGGAGGAAGCUUAUGGAACAAUGCUGGUCGGCUGAUCCUGGGACGAGGCCUUCAUUUACAGAGAUCACCUACAUGUUGAGAUCUAUGUCUGCCGCACUUCAGGCAAAAGUGACCAAUGUUACAAUGUAAGUCAAGGGGCGAAUGUUGUAUAGUAGCCGCUGGUGCAGAAGUUUUGUGAUGUUGUAUCUUCUUCCUCUAUUGUUCAUAGUUUUUCUGUCCUUUCUAUUUUGGCAUGCCGAUACAUCUGUUGAGUUGUUUCAGAUUCAUUUCUUCGUUGUUUUCUUUUCUUGUUUUUGGAGAGUGAAGCUGGGCAUGAUGAGGGCAUUUACCCUUCCUACAACCCUCUUGUUGAAUGGAAGCUUGGAGACUAUAUCUUGCUUUCA
Messenger RNA from Salvia miltiorrhiza (redroot sage), 4539 nucleotides. RefSeq lists its product as uncharacterized. Gene Ontology annotation, molecular function: protein kinase activity; ATP binding; protein binding. The record is from RefSeq and is a predicted model, not a curated record. Gene Ontology annotation, biological process: protein phosphorylation; signal transduction. The transcript has 9 exons. The coding region runs from base 755 to 4285 and encodes 1176 amino acids. NCBI's taxonomy places the organism in Eukaryota, Viridiplantae, Streptophyta, Magnoliopsida, Lamiales, Lamiaceae. Gene Ontology annotation, cellular component: cytoplasm.